Messenger RNA from Leptopilina heterotoma, 3366 nucleotides. RefSeq lists its product as uncharacterized. The record is from RefSeq and is a predicted model, not a curated record. Lineage: Eukaryota; Metazoa; Arthropoda; Insecta; Hymenoptera; Figitidae. Gene Ontology annotation, cellular component: extrinsic component of mitochondrial inner membrane. Bases 215 to 3280 code for a protein of 1021 amino acids. The transcript is spliced from 3 exons.
GUUAUCGUCCAUCUACAACAAGCAACAUAGAUGUUUUGAAAAUAGUGAAAAAAUAUUUUCAUCUAAAUUUGUUUAAUUAAAAAAACGUGCUUGGCGAUUGUUUAUAAUAAACAGAAGGGGAUUUUUUUCGCAUACAAAGAGAAAUAUAUAGAAGGAGAGGAGAAAAGAAAACAAAAAGAAAAGAUUGUUUGAAACGUGGAAUAUAAAGGGAAAAAUGACGCUCGUCUUCUAUCCAAAUGAUUGUAUCAUUUGUAAAAAAAGAACGUCACUAAAACGUUGCAGUCGCUGUCAAAUGAUUUCCUAUUGCGGCGAGGAACACCAAAAGGAACAUUGGCCAAAGCACAAGGAAUUAUGCCGCGUCAUAUCCUGCAUAACAAAAGUAAAACACCUCACUCAUCUCUACGAGGAUUUACGUGGAUGCUCACUAAACGAAUGGACAAAUUCACGAAUUGUCAUGUGGGAUCGUAUAACAACAAUAAUGGGUCGUGAAUUGGAUAAUUACGAAUCACAAAUGUUACACUAUCCACGUUGUUGUUUCAUUUGUUACGACACGCGGCAAGCAAAUUUAACAAAUUGCCCCAAUUGCCCGUGGGCAUCGUUCUGUCAAAAACAUCCCCAAACAUCCGAACACAAUAAAUUAUGCUCACAAAUCAACACUUGUCACAGUCUCGAAUGUGACGAAUCACUUCGCCUUCAAGCAGCCGGUUAUCUCUAUGAAUCAUUAUUUCUAUUUCCAAAUAAAUUAAAAAAAUCACCAACAACAACCAAGGAAUAUUUAAAUGCAACAAUGAAAUUUAAAUUCAACGAGAAAUUAACGAAUAUCGCAUCAAUGCUCAUUUUCUAUCCACUGACAAUUUUUGGCGUUCUACAAAAAUUAAAAAUACCCAAAUUAACGAAACUCAUCGUUUACAUUAAUUUACGCGAUAAAUUUAAUAUUAUCGAGCAAUUUUGUGAAAUUAUACUUCAUCUUGUUGAUAAUUUGCAAAGUUUGACAAUUCUAGUCGAUAAAUGCGAUAUGAGAAAAACUAGUAAAUUAUCAUUGUGUCCCAAAUGCGAUAAGAAGAAUAAAACAUUAAUCGUUCAACGUUUCGCUGAAGUGUCGAAUUUUGAUUUUAAAACAAUUGAUCUUGCAUUGUUCAACAAUAUUAAUCCAAUUGAGGAAUUUAAGUGGUCUUAUCAAUCAUUUUUGUCGGUGAAGAAAAUGUGGCCAAAAUUAACGUGUCCAAUUGCAUUGACAACCGAUACGGAUGUCACGAUGAAAACUUUGAAAAAUUAUUUUCAAGCUAUUUGCUCAAAUAUGACGAUUAUUUACAAUGGUCACAAUGAUUUUUCCUCAUUGUAUUUGUAUCGCGAUUGGGAGGAUUGGCGAGUGUCGAAGCAUUCGCAAUAUAUUCUGAUUGGAAAACCAACGGCGAAACCUGUUGAAAAUGUUGCGAGAAAAUUGGAGCAAAAUGUUACGAGAAAAUCGGAGGAAACUGUUACGAAAAAAUCGGAGGAAAAUAUAACGAAAAAUUUUGGAUGUGCGAAGAAACCAGCGGCGAAUAUUACAAAAGUAGAAACGCAAAUAUUGCGGAAUGUUGAGGGGAAGAAAAUUUCUGGUAAUUAUAUUAUUAGACAAUUUUAUCCAGGAGUUUGUCAUGUUUGUAAAAGUUCGAAUGCAAAUGUUACUUGUACGAGAUGUAAAAUGAUUUUUUAUUGCGGCAAUGAGCAUAUGAAGGAAAAUCAAGCGGAGCAUAAGGAGAUUUGUCGAGUUAUUCUGCGAAUGUUGAGUGAAAAAGGAACGCCACAUCUUUUCGAUAAAUUGGGAAUUAAAAAUGAGAAAGCAUGGUUCGAGGCGAAAAUUAAAUUUUUGAAACAAGCGAAAUUAAAAUUGAAUCGAAAUCUACAGAAUUUUGAGAAGGAAAUGUUCUUUUUCCCGAAGACAUGCUUUGUUUGUCACGAGAGCGAUUUGAGCGUGCUGAAAACUUGUAAAUGCGGUGUGAGCUUGUGCAAAAUUCAUCGCGACAACGUUGAACACAAAAAUCUCUGCGACAAUUUCCAAAUGAAUUUGAACUUCGAACGUAAUAAGAAGAAACUUCAAGACGAAUUAAACGUAUCGUCAUCAACGUUAAAUAAAAAUCAUCAACAUUUACCAACGAAUAUGAAUCAAUUUAUUGAUUUACAUUUCAAAUUAUCCAACGGUUCAUUAAAGGGAGCGGAGAAAAAUUUACAUAAAACUGUUCUCUCUGAUUUUAUAACACGACCAAUGACAAUAAUUUAUUUAGUGGAAAAAUUGAAAAUUCCCGUUCCCGAUGUAUUCACAAUUCACGUUAUUGGUGCAAUUAAUGAUGAAUUUUAUAAUGUCGAUUAUUGGAAUACAAUUUUGUAUUGGUUUAAAAAUUUAAAAUAUCUAUUCAUCGAUUUCAUUGGAUUGGAAAUUAAUGAAUGCUUCGAUGAUUUUCAAAGUAAGGAACCCUUUAAUUUCUGUCACUCCAACGAAAUUAAAGACAAAGAAUUGAGUUUUAAUUCAGUUAAUGAGCGUUACGAUGAAUUUUGUGAGGGUGAAGAUUUCGACACGCCGGAUUUAAUAAUUGGCUUUAAUUUAAAUCUAAAUGAGAGUAAUUUGGAAAUUGCCGAUUGCACAUGGAAGAAGACGGUGAAGAAGAUUGUUGAAUUAAAAAUUCCAUUUGUCAUGACGGCAAUGAGCGAGACGCAAGCAAAGAAGGAUCAUGAAAUAUUCUGCUCGCUUUUGGGUAGAACAAUUAAUUACGAUUAUUUGGAGAAAAAUCCCUAUUGCAGUUUAAUGCCGGAGAGAAAUUACGAGAACGAGAGAAUUUGCUAUUCGAAUAGUCAUUUUGUUGCUUAUCAAAAAUUCACUGCUGGGAAAAUUGUCAAGAAAGUUACUUGUUCGGAGAUUAAAAAUCAGACCGCGAAUGGUAAGAAUAAGAAUUCAAUGGCAAAGACAUCGGUGACAAGUGGAAGUAAAAAAGUGGAUGUUAAAGAAAAAGGUGAAAGUUCGUCGCUAAAAAAAGUUGAGGGAAAAAUUGAAGGAGCGGAGAAAAUGAAUGGAGAGAAAAAUUUGAAACUGAAUAAAAAUAAUAGUGAUUCAAAGAAUUCGCAGAAGAAAGCAGUAAAUGAAAAUUCUCACGAUCAUCAAGGGAAAGCGAAAAAUAAUGAGAAAUUGUUGAAGGAUAAUGAAAAACUUCAGCAGACGAAUAAAAUUCUUCAAGAGAAUCUACGACUUAAGGAAGAAAACGAAAAAUUGAAGAAUCAAAUUUUAAAAAUGAGUUUAAAAGACUAAGAGAGAACAAUUUUUAUUACCUGUAAACGUCUUAUUCAAAGUAUUUUUAUUUUUGAAGUUUAAAUAUAUAAAAAGAGUUUUUUAAA